AUGGGCGACUAUCAUGGCCAAGACCAAACGAGCCUGGCGGUAAUUGGAGCGGGUGCUAUGGGAAGCUCCAUGCUUGCCUGUAUGCUGAAGCGCACGCAGAGAGCCAACGCCAAUACCGAUGCAGCAGAUACGGCAGUCAUCGACUUCGAUGCCUUUGUCGCCUGCGUGAGCAGCAACGGAUCAGCCGAGCGCUUGUCCAACGACGCGCGGUUCACGCAAGCCAUUCGCGAAAAGAAAUUGAACAUCACUCACGGAGACAACGCCGAGGCCAUGUCGCGAGCCAGCGUUAUAUUGCUGGCGUGUAAGCCUGGACAGGUGCAGACGUUACUCUCCGAGAAAGGUGUUAGUGAGGCGGUAAAGGGCAAGCUCGUCAUCAGUGUGCUGGCGGGCAAGACGUGCGCACAGCUCAGUGAGUACAUUUACCCGAUCUCAACUGCUCUAGCACAUGAGAAAGACCGGUGCUGGAUCGUGCGGGCGAUGCCGAGCCUGUCGGCGACGGUGGGCGAGUCGAUGACCGUGCUGGAGGAUUUCCCGGCCAACAUGCCGCCCGCUUUAGCGCAACGAGCGACACAAGUCUUGGGAAUGGUGGGCAAGGUUCGCAUGGUGUCAGCCGAUCUAUUCGACACAGCGACGGUCGUCGUAGGCUCGACACCGGCCUUUCUAGCCAUCGGCAUUGACGGCAUUCUCGACGGUGCCGUUUCCGAGGGCUUGAGGAGGUCCGAGGCUGCGGCCAUGAUGGCGCAGGUGCUCACUGGGCUGGGGAAGCUGAUGGCCGAGGAGGGUCAACAUCUUGGCAUGCUGAGGGAGAGUGUUGCCAGUCCCAAGGGGGCUACUAUCGGAGGCAUCCUGGCGCUUGAGAAGGCCGCUGCUAGAUAUGCGUUUUCUGAGGCGGUCAUGCAGGCUGCUGCGCGGAUCAAAAAGCUCUAA
Fusarium venenatum is the source of this 927-nucleotide messenger RNA. The record is from RefSeq and is a predicted model, not a curated record. Lineage: Eukaryota; Fungi; Ascomycota; Sordariomycetes; Hypocreales; Nectriaceae.